UAACAACAGCGCUUUAUCGUUCUAUCAGUGUUGUGUAACUGCAGCGCCUCGAGUGAGCGGAGCGAACGGAACCGGCGAUUAAGAUGGCCCUCACCCUUGCUGACCGGGCCAUCGGAGCGAUCAUUGGGUCAGCUGUGGCCGAUGCUGCAGCUCAGCCAAUGCACUGGGUUUAUGAUCUACAGAAGCUCAGCCAGUAUUUAUAUCAGAAUCCAGAACCGGAGUUCAGGCCCGAGUCCGUGAACCCGUUCUACAGGAGGGAAACGGGCAGGCAGAGCUGUUAUGGAGAUCAGGCCUUUGUUCUUCUGGAGUCUCUAUUGGAGUGUGGAGGUUUGGACGAGGAAGAUUUAAAGCGGCGCAUGUACAAGUUCUUUGGCCCCGGAUCAGAGUACGACACGCCUGUUAAUGAUCCAUACAGAGAUAAAGGAGCUCCGAGACCUCAGCUGCCCAUUGAAGGACCCUGGAGACAAGCAAGCUUAAAAAGCUUUAUCAGAAAUGUGGAUUCAGGCAAGACAGAAACAGGCUGUGUCAGUGAUACUCAGAUGGACGGUGUGGCCAAGCUGGCUCCCAUCGUAGCGUUUUACGCCGGGAAGCCUGAGAUGUUGGAGAAAGUCGAAGACGCCAUACGGGUCACUCAGAAUAGCGACACCUGUGUGGCGGUGACCCUCGCAGCGGCCAGGUUCCUGGAGCAUUUUAUUCUGAAUGGUGCUGAUCCUGACGCCCUGACCGCCGUCCUGAAGCAGCUCAACGACCCAAACAGGAAAAACCCACAAGAGCUGGACAAAGCUGUGGCAGGACAGAUUCAUGAAGUGAAGGAUAAUUUGAGCAAAUCCCAGAAGGAGCUGCUUCCUGCAGUGUUUACAAACACCUGAGGUUUGCCCGGUGCGUUCCAGGCAGCGCUGCAUGGAGUCCUGACGGCUGUGGGGUUUGAACAGGCUGUGAGGGAAACCAUGAGCUGUGGGGGCUGCAGCUGCAGCAGGAGCUCCUUCAUCGGGGCCUGUAUUGGAGCUCAGGUCGGUCAUCAGGGAAUCCCGGAGUCGUGGAAGAGCCGAACUUUACGAUACGGGGCUCUGCUGGAGCUCUCCAGGAGCACCGUUGGAGCAGACAAAUCAUAGACUCCUUUAUUUUUACUCCACCUUCUUUAUUCAGGGCUGCUGUGAUUUAAUAAGAACAGUUCAUGACAGUUCAAACUGAAAUCUGUGUAAGGUUAGAACUGGAUUCAUUUGUUCUGUUGACUCGCAGCAUCCCGUGUUAAAGAAUUAUCCACUGUGUGCAAUAAAACUUAAUUUUAUCACUUA
Colossoma macropomum (tambaqui) is the source of this 1295-nucleotide messenger RNA. It is a transcript of the gene selenoj, whose product is annotated as selenoprotein J. The record is from RefSeq and is a predicted model, not a curated record. Lineage: Eukaryota; Metazoa; Chordata; Actinopteri; Characiformes; Serrasalmidae. The transcript is spliced from 10 exons.